UUAAAUUAUAUGUCCUUAAAUCAGCUUGGAGAACUUGGGAGGCUUUCUGCAUCAAUGAAGAAGCUGGAGAAGAAGAUAACGAAUGGUGAUAAGUACCAAAAUGAGCAAUACCGUACCAAACUCCAAAAGUCAAAUGAGAGUUCUCUAGCACUGAUUAAAGCAGGCAUGGAUAUAGUUGUGGCAGUAGGGCUCCUUCAACUGGCACCCAAGAAAGUUAAUCCUCGUGUCACAGGGGCCUUUGGAUUUGCUUCUUCCCUCAUCUCUUGUUACCAGUUGCUUCCUUCUCGACCAAAGUCCAAGACGCCAUGAACCCGUUUAUGUUUUACUCAAUAUGCUUCAUUGUCAGGUUAAACAAUCCACUUGAACUUUAUGUGUUAGGGUGCAAACUGGUGUAAAGUUGGGAAAAUAAUCCAACUUCUUGGGUUAUGAUGAAAUUUCCUUAAAAGAGUAAUGAUACAUCAUACUAUUAUUUGUUACAUCAUACUGUCAUUUGUUAGUUUAUAAAUUUGAGACAGUUUU
Molecule: messenger RNA, 519 nt
Organism: Rubroshorea leprosula
Lineage: Eukaryota; Viridiplantae; Streptophyta; Magnoliopsida; Malvales; Dipterocarpaceae
Source: the annotation of a GenBank genome assembly